Caenorhabditis elegans is the source of this 709-nucleotide messenger RNA. RefSeq names its product NAM-associated domain-containing protein. NCBI's taxonomy places the organism in Eukaryota, Metazoa, Nematoda, Chromadorea, Rhabditida, Rhabditidae. The transcript is spliced from 3 exons. The coding region runs from base 1 to 468 and encodes 155 amino acids. The record is from RefSeq and is marked reviewed.
AUGGGCAACAAAAAAAAUAAAUCAAGUGGGUCCCGAAAGAAUCAUUCUCAGCAUUAUUCUCAGCCAACAAUGACCGUAGAGGAGUGCUUGAAGGAGUACGAGAACACAGGAAAUUUCGCCAAGUUCUACCCGAAUUACAUUUUCCAACGGUUGCCAAAAGAGUUCCUCCAAAAAUACUUAGCCUCUAAAAAAAAUAAAAAUAUUUCUAAAAAUCCAUCACUAAGUUGUUCAAACUCUACAUUGGACAAUAUGAAAGAGACGUCGAAAAGUAUCUAUGUGGACGUGGAUCCAGAUGAUCCUCUCUCCGAUGAAGCAUUCACUGCUCAACAUCCUGUGGAAGAAUGGUUUCGACUUCCUCUCGAAUGGCGCAUUGAGAUCGAAAGGCAGCGUUUUGUGAAAAAAGAACGCGCCGACCGUGCUGCUGAAGCUGCCAGGAACUCCGCUGAACUUCUAAAGCCAGACGCUUAAAAGUGCAUCAACGAUUCGUUUUAACGUUGUAAAAUGUUAUUUUCGAUGUUUUCUUUUCAUCCAGUUAUUCGUAUUAAUUUGCCAUUCAUCAGCUGAAAUUCAUCCCAACAACCUGCCGAAAGAAUUUUAUUUUCUGUUCUAUCUUUCAAAUUUCCUUUUCUUUUCUUCAUUUUCUGUUGGCAGCUGCUCGUAUUUCCAUCACCGGUUCCCGUGAAUUUGCAGUUUUAAUGAAAGUUUUAUU